AUGACCAAAGGGCCCUGGCCAUGGCUCGGUCCCACUGCUUACAGGCGGGUGCUACGGCAGCGUGAGUGCCGACAGAGACAAGCCCAUCCUGCCUGGAUCAAAGCUUCACGUUUUUGCAAAGCUCCGUCAUGCUCAACGGGUUUCUGCGCUCGGCCAAGGUGCUUCCAGGCAUGA
Bipolaris zeicola 26-R-13 is the source of this 174-nucleotide messenger RNA. RefSeq lists its product as uncharacterized. The transcript has a single exon. The record is from RefSeq and is a predicted model, not a curated record. NCBI's taxonomy places the organism in Eukaryota, Fungi, Ascomycota, Dothideomycetes, Pleosporales, Pleosporaceae. Bases 1 to 174 code for a protein of 57 amino acids.